Manihot esculenta (cassava) is the source of this 1933-nucleotide messenger RNA. Its product is annotated as chromatin assembly factor 1 subunit FAS2. NCBI's taxonomy places the organism in Eukaryota, Viridiplantae, Streptophyta, Magnoliopsida, Malpighiales, Euphorbiaceae. Gene Ontology annotation, molecular function: protein binding. Gene Ontology annotation, cellular component: nucleus; CAF-1 complex. Bases 173 to 1555 code for a protein of 460 amino acids. The transcript is spliced from 13 exons. The record is from RefSeq and is a predicted model, not a curated record. Gene Ontology annotation, biological process: DNA replication-dependent chromatin assembly; nucleosome assembly.
UCGGCUCCAUUUGCUCGUUCUUUUCCCGCCAAACUAAAGCAAGAGCCCGCCAGUGCCGGAUAUUCAUUUCUCUCUGUUGCUCCCGCCCCCUUCAAAGCAACUACAAAAGUUUUCCUCAACUUUCCUAGAGACCAAACAAGGAAGAAACGAUCUGACAAGAAGGGAGGCGAAAAUGAAGGGAGGAACUGUUCAGAUCAAUUGGCAUGGCACAAAACCUGUCCUAACCCUAGACUUUCACCCCAUUUCCGGUCUCCUCGCCACCGGCGGCGCCGACUUCGACAUCAAGCUUUGGUUAAUAAAUUCAGGUGAAGCGCAGAAAAAAAUCCCAACAUCUACUUAUCAAAAUAGCCUUUCCCACCAUUGUUCUGCUGUGAAUACUCUUCGUUUCUCCAAGUCCGGAGAUCUACUUGCCUCCGGUGCCGAUGGUGGGGAGUUGAUUGUAUGGAAGUUACACUCUACAGAAACUGGUCAAACAUGGAAAGUUCUCAAGAAUUUAUCCUUUCAUCGCAAAGACAUUUUGGAUCUGCAAUGGUCUCCUGAUGGUGCAUUUUUGAUCUCUGGAUCAGUUGAUAAUUCUUGCAUCAUAUGGGAUGUUAACAAAGGUUCUGUGCAUCAGUUAUUGGAUAGUCAUUUCCAUUAUGUUCAAGGUGUGGCUUGGGAUCCGUUGACCAAGUAUGUUGCUUCUCUUAGUUCAGAUAGAACUUGCCGAGUUUAUAUGAACAAGCCUCAGUUAAAAACAAAAGCUGUUGAGAAGAUGAAUUAUGUUUGUCAACAUGUCAUUGCAAAGACAGAGCACCAGUCUGCAGAUGAUUCUAAGUCUUCAAAAAACCAUCUCUUUCAUGAUGAAACGUUGCCAUCUUUCUUCCGAAGAUUAGCAUGGUCACCUGACGGAUCAUUUUUACUUGUGCCCGCAGGUUCUCACAAAAUACCACCUGCAUCAGAUGCAGUAAAUACUGCUUAUGCAUUUUCCAGGAAGGAUUUCUCAAGGCCUGCUUUAAUGCUCCCUGGUGCUAGUAAACCUGUCGUAGCUGUUCGAUUUUGCCCCAUGGCUUUUAGCCUGAGGGAAUCGGACUCAGCUGGUUUCUUCAAGCUUCCGUAUCGCCUAAUUUUUGCAGUGGCUACUUUAAACUCCUUGUAUAUCUAUGAUACAGAAAGUGCUCCUCCAAUAGCAAUCUUGGCCGGUCUUCACUAUGCAGCCAUAACUGAUAUUGCCUGGUCAUUGAGUGCCCAGUAUUUGGCUGUAUCUUCUCAAGAUGGUUAUUGUACUUUGGUAGAAUUUGAAACCAAUGAACUGGGAUUGCCCAUCCCCUUAGCAGUAUCUGCUGCAGAGCACAAGAAAGACCUGGUUCAUGAGAAUAAAAGCCCUAUUAUUGACAAACGAGAGGAAAUAGUGAUCGAAACACCUGCAGAUGCUGGUUCCAUAGCAGAGAAUAGCAAAAAGACAGAUGUGGAGAAGAAUGAAGGGAAACAGGCAUCCCCUAGCUCAAUUAGUAUUCCUAUCUCAAAUAAACCUGCCAAGAGACGAAUCACCCCUAUGGCAAUCGAUCCAAAAUAAUUGUUCUGAUAAAAAUUUAUUGUUAAAUUUUUGGACUGGUUCUUGUAAAAUUUGUAGUGGAAGUCAGGUCAGGCCAAGAUGCUGCUUUACUUGAGAAUUUGAGUGGAAAUGUGAAUGUACAGCAGCCAAAUUUUUGAAGUUGUAAUUAUUAGAGAAUAUGAUCUUGUGUGUUCUCUUGCUCACUUGUUAAAACUUUGUAUAACCAAUAACCCAUUCAAUGAGAUAGGCUUCUUUCACAAAUACUAGCACCAGUCAGUUUUGUGGAUGUUUAAUUGAUCGCCGAAUGAGAGAUAAUAGAAUGAAUCAGGGAAUCCUAGAGGUAGAAAAACUAUGAGCCUGUUUUCAUGUAGAAAUUUUUUUUAAACAAAUUGGAAAAUA